AUGAAACUACAAUAUUUCGUCGCAACUGUACUUCUGCUCAGUUGCUGGUCUAGACAAACCACCGUUAAAGGUAAGGCAAUAUCCAACGUAGAAAAACCAGCACUUCCAAUCAAUGAACCAGUCAUCGCACCAUCAGAACAUGUACUUUCCACAGCUGGCACGGUGCUGAAAAAACCACCAUCCGUUGCUAUCAAUGAGCCUUCCCCGCAGCUCAACUUAAAUGAAACACCAGCUAAAACAACGAAUGGUGCAAUUCAUCUCAAAGCCACAGCUGAGAAAGUCGCAGAACCAAUCGCUAACAAAGUGCCAUCAGCACCACAUGAAUCAAGUCAAACAGAUAUAAAAACUGUGCAAGCUGCAUCAUCUAAUAUGCAUAAUGCUCCCGACACCCAACAAACCGGAGAAGCCCACAAAGGAUCACAAGAAGUGAAAUCCGCCGAACAAAAUGCUGUAUCAGCCGAAACACAACAAGCAUCAACUGAAGAGAAAUUACUUGAACGAGGUGGUACAGCGAACGAGCAAAAGCAAGAGUCGCAUCAACCCAAAUCAGCGGAACACCCUGCUAUAUCAACUGAAACAAAAGAAGCAGCUCAAGCUGGUAAAUCAGCCGACAGCAAAGAAGGAGCACAAAGUGGUAAAUCAGCUGAACAACGUGGUAACUCCGGUGAAAGCAAACAAGGAGCCCAAGGUGGUAUAUCUACCGAACACACUAGUAAAUCAGGCGAAAGCAACGAAGGAGCUCAAGGAGGAAAAUCAGCUGAACAUGGUGGCAAAUCUAGUGAAAGCAAGGAAGGAGCCCAAGGAGGAAAAUCAGCUGAACACGGUGGCAAAUCUGGUGAAAGCAAAGAAGGAGCUCAAGGCGGUAAAUCAGCUGAACACGCUGGCAAAUCUGGUGGAAGCAACGCAGGAGCCCAAGGAGGAAAAUCAGCCGAACACGGUGGCAAAUCUGGUGAAAGCAAGGAAGGAGCCCAAGGAGGAAAAUCAGCUGAACAUGUGGAAUUUCAGCGUUUUAUUUUUUUCGCUUACCUAUUCUCAACAACUCACAAAACACGACCUAUAUUCAGCGAACGAUAA
Rotaria sp. Silwood2 is the source of this 1074-nucleotide messenger RNA. NCBI's taxonomy places the organism in Eukaryota, Metazoa, Rotifera, Eurotatoria, Philodinida, Philodinidae. The record is from the annotation of a GenBank genome assembly.